Molecule: messenger RNA, 759 nt
Organism: Physeter macrocephalus (sperm whale)
Lineage: Eukaryota; Metazoa; Chordata; Mammalia; Artiodactyla; Physeteridae
Gene: NUDT16
Product: nudix hydrolase 16
Exons: 3
Coding region: 19-606 (195 amino acids)
Biological process (GO): sno(s)RNA catabolic process; mRNA catabolic process
Cellular component (GO): nucleus
Molecular function (GO): phosphodiesterase decapping endonuclease activity; snoRNA binding
Source: RefSeq, a predicted model, not a curated record
GAGCUGGGAGGUCCGGUCAUGGCCGGGAUGCGCAGGCUGGAGCUGGCGGAGGCCUUGCAGCUGGGGCCGGGCUGGCGGCACGCAUGCCACGCGCUGCUCUACGCGCCGGACCCGGGGCUGCUCUUCGGCCGCAUCCCGCUGCGCUACGCCGUGUUGAUGCAGAUGCGCUUUGACGGGCGCCUGGGCUUCCCCGGCGGCUUCGUGGACUUGCGGGACUGCAGCCUGGAGGACGGGCUGAACCGCGAGCUGGGCGAGGAACUGGGCGAGGCCGCGGCCGCCUUCCGGGUGGAGCGUGCCGAUUACCGCAGCUCGCACGCCGGGUCCCGGCCGCGCGUCGUGGCGCACUUCUACGCCAAGUGCCUGACCCUGGAGCAGCUGACUGCGGUGGAGAUGGGCGCGCCGCGCGCCCGGGACCACGGGCUGGAGGUGCUGGGCCUGGUACGGGUGCCCCUGUAUACCCUGCGGGAUGGUGUGGGAGGCCUGCCUGCCUUCCUGGAGAAUACCUUUAUUGGAAAUGCACGGGAACAGCUGCUGGAAGCCCUCCAGAACCUCGGACUGCUGGAACCUGGCUCUUUUGCACGCUUUAAGUUCUCAGCUCGUCCCUAGAGGCUGCUCUCCAUGAACCCGUGGAACCUGCCUGAGAUCAGGGCCUUUGUACUGGGGAGGGAGGGCGGAAGAAGGGAAUGUUUUCUCUUCUGGGCCUGGGCCUGCUAGAUGAUAACAGAUUAAAAGGAAAAGGUGUGUGGUGUGUUCUGAGCA